This is a messenger RNA of Westerdykella ornata, 1379 nucleotides long. RefSeq names its product glycoside hydrolase. Gene Ontology annotation, molecular function: hydrolase activity, hydrolyzing O-glycosyl compounds. The record is from RefSeq and is a predicted model, not a curated record. Lineage: Eukaryota; Fungi; Ascomycota; Dothideomycetes; Pleosporales; Sporormiaceae. The coding region runs from base 179 to 1246 and encodes 355 amino acids. The transcript has a single exon. Gene Ontology annotation, biological process: carbohydrate metabolic process.
UGAGGAAGACAGGUACCCGGAUCAAUUGACUGCUCCAUGGAUCUAGAUUGUGGAUCCCGGAAUCGUGGGCCUAUGUUCCCAUCCUCAUUGCCGGGGUAAAGGUGCAGGUAUAUAUGAUGGGCAUGUCCAGACAUCUGCUCUCCACGACACUUCAACCCUCUUCGUCCAUCUCUCCAGAAUGAAGGUCCCCGCUGCCCUCGCGGUCCUCGCCGCCAUUCCCCUCGCCACCGCCGCCCCAGGUGGUCCUGGAGGCGGACCUCACGGCCCUAAGAACAAGGAACCGGGCCUGGACGUCCUAGCUAAGCGUGCAGGACUCCUCUACUUCGGCACCGCCAUCGACAACGUCGUCCUCAACAACACGAAGUAUGUCUCGAUCGCGUACAACCGCUCCGAAUUCGGCCAAGUGACUCCCUCCAACGGCCAGAAGUGGCUCUUCACUGAGCCAUCCCGUGGUGUCUUCAACUUCACCGACGGUGACGAGAUCGUCAAGGCCAGCAUCAAGGCUGGCCAAAUGCGCCGCUGCCACAACUUCGUGUGGCACUCGCAGCUCCCCGAGUGGGUCGAGAAGGGCAACUUCACCAAGAAGGAGCUCACCUCCAUUCUGGAGAACCACAUCAAGCACGUGGGCAAGUACUACUACGAUGCGUGCUAUGCUUGGGACGUUGUGAACGAGGCCUUCAACGAGGACGGCACGUACCGCGAGACGGUUUGGUACAAGACGAUUGGGCCCGAGUACAUUGAGCUGGCCUUCAAGUUCGCGAGGAAGUACACCUCGAAGCAUACCAGACUGUACUACAACGACUACAACAUCGAAACCGUCAACAACAAGUCGACCCGUGUCGCCGAGCUCGUCAAGGACUUCAAGCGCCGCAACAUCCCCAUUGAUGGCGUCGGCCUGCAAGCACACUACACGACCGGCCGCUCCCCCAGCUACGAGGCCCAGAUGAAGACGAUCAAGAUGUUCAACGACCUCCGCGUAGAGGUUGCCCUGACGGAGCUCGAUGUGCGCAUGCCCUCUCUGCCCGAGACGCCGGAGAUGGUUGCGCAGCAGGCCACGGACUACGCGAAUGCCGUCAAGGCAUGCAAGGACAGCAAGGACUGCGUUGGCGUGACGGUGUGGGACUUCUGGGAUCCCGUCAGCUGGGUGCCGUAUACGUUCCCCGGCCAAGGCAAUGCAUGCUUGUGGGAUGAGAAGUUCAACAAGAAGCCGGCUUAUUAUGCCAUUGCUGAUGUGUUGAGGGAGUAGGUGUAUCGGGGAGGAGGUAGAUAGGAUGGGAGGAUUGAAUUAUACAUAUGAUAAUUUUGAAUGUUGAAGACAUGUUUUGUCAGUGUCUCUGUGAUACGGGGGUUAGCAUUGUUGGCGUUGAUUGUUCAAAGUG